Molecule: messenger RNA, 3143 nt
Organism: Armigeres subalbatus
Lineage: Eukaryota; Metazoa; Arthropoda; Insecta; Diptera; Culicidae
Product: protein ovarian tumor locus-like
Exons: 13
Coding region: 129-2888 (919 amino acids)
Biological process (GO): protein deubiquitination
Molecular function (GO): cysteine-type deubiquitinase activity
Source: RefSeq, a predicted model, not a curated record
CUAUCCGUGUAGAGUGAAGCAUUUGCAGAAUCCCACUCUCUCCCAAGCCAAAGUAAAAGCGGGAUAAAAGAAGCUAACCAACAAGCAAAAGCAACGCGAUUACAAAAUUUCAUUUUCACUGGCCGCCGAUGGUAAAUAUUGAGAAAGGAAGCCAUUAUUGCGCUAUGGAGACAACUGCACACCGACCUUUCGCAGCAGGCAGCCGUCAAGCUCCGGACCCGUAUGACCAGUUCCUUGAACGUGAAGGAUUCUACCGAAAGCACACAGCUCGCGAUUCCACUUGCUUGUUCCGGGUAGUUUCGGAGCAAGUGUUCGAUGUACAGCUGUAUCACGAUAAAGUCCGUGCGGAUUGCGUUAAGUUUAUGUACAAGAGGCGGGAUCAGUACGAGAAGAAAAUAAACGGCAACUACGACGAUUAUCUAGACGAAAUGAGCAAAUUCCGGUCAUAUGGAUCAUUCAUAGAGCUAAAUGCACUGGCGCAUGUAUAUCGACGAAAUGUACUACUAUUUGAACCAUAUAAUUGUGGCACAUGGUUCGUGAAGUGUAAUUCUUAUGAAGACACCUUGUUGGUAUUCUUUUCUCCUGACAAGCACUUCGACUCAAUUUUUCCUACGACGUUUAUUGAACAAGCUGCAUACUGUCAGGCUUUGGUAUACGAAGCGCUGUAUUCUCGUGUAUUUAAACUUCCCGAUGUUAUGUACUCUGUUGAACGCAUGCUACAUGAUCCCGAGGGUAGAUCUAUGCAAAUAUUCGAAGGUACAGAUGAAAAUGGAGAGAUUGUCGAUAAAAAGAUAUUAACUACAGAAGGACGGGAGUUCAUCCUCGACACGCCGGAGUCCACGGAAUGUGUAUUAGAUAACUAUCGGUUUUGUCACUUUCACAACAGAGAAAAUUUUGCGCACAUCGUCGAUGUGUACAGGAGCAAGCGGUCAGACAAAAUAAUUAAGGAAGUUCGAAGUAUCAAUGCCAACGGUUUACGGGGCCCUAUCUCACGAGAACUUGUCCUUAUGAAUCCUAUGUUAUGCGAAAGAAAAAUGUCAUGCGUGCGACAGCUUUUAAAGGAAGGCAUAACACCUUUUCCUUACAAAGUUGCAAAAGCAUUGGAUCCAAACAUAUAUCGGAACAUCGAGUUCGAUUCGUGGAGCGAUAUUCGCAGAGAACUGAAAUACAGGAACUGGUAUUUUAGUGGGAAUGGUUUACAGGUAGGCGCACGAUGUUUGGUUAAAUUGAACGAAUAUGACGAACGUUUGCUGCAUGGUUAUAUCCAAGACAUGAAACCUCAUAAUGGACCCUGCGUUGUGUACCUGGAAGAAUUCGCUGAAUGUCGUACAGUUUCAUACGAAAAAAUAAAACCAGUUACUACGGACGACUCCAAAUCUUGGACCUUCACGUCGCGAAAAUCAACGGAAGAUAAAGCUGCAAAGCGCAAAUUUCAGGCCAAAUUUAUUGAUAUAGCUAAAACAAAGCAGAUCGACGAUGAUUUUAAAGCCUACAUGACUUGCUGCGGGACAGACCAGUCGUGUUGUUACGCUUUUAACAAUUUCAAUGGAAUGCAUAACUUUCAUGUGCCUUCAAUAGAAAUGGUUGUCAUGCCAUUCUCAAUAGACAACAGCCAAAAAACAGCAAAUGAUGAUCUCAACAAAAGUGACAAAACUGAUACGCAAACGGAGGCUGAUAACACUGGUUGUUCAUCUGGUUUCUACGAUACCUAUUCAACGCCAAGCAUAUCCGGCAGCAAUCCAAUGAUCUGUUAUUCCUAUGCGGAUACAUUUCCAUAUGAUGCUGCCGCAACCACCUUUUAUCCCCAGCCGUAUCCCACACAACCUUGUGCUUAUGCUUCUAGUAUGCCGUGCCCAUUUUAUGGUCCGAUUAAUCCAGUUGCCGGUUUGACUUCCAGUUCAGCAUUAACUACGACCAGAUACAAUGAGGGAGUUCCAAAUUUCAAUGCUCCUCAGAGCAUUGUCCCGAAUGGAAGUGAUAUGCCGCUAAACGAUUUGGUGACUGUUAGAUAUUUUUACAAUCUUGGUAUUGAAUAUUUUCGUCAAAAUCAAUUUCGCAUGCUGCCGCCCCCCGUGCCGAUAUCCGUUGAAAUGGGACAUACGCCUUCUGGCAUCGAAGAGCCUUUAAACAGCGAAGAGAUUGAUGUAAAAGAUCUUGAAAAUGAUUUUGAAAGAAAAUUGAACGUUUCUUCAAGCAGUAACACACAAAGUAUAAACGAUUAUCCAGCCAGAUCUCGAGGAGCAACGUUUGGAACGAUACGGAAUGAAAAUUGCUCAAGCUCUCAGCGUAAGCAAAUAUAUAACUCAAAGCAUUUUAACAAAAAAACACAAGAGCAUAAAACAUCGCGCUCCAGAACGGCCACUUCGGAACAUUCAAAUUCAUCCAGAUUAUCACCCAUAUUAAGUAGUAAACAUUCAACUAAAAAAGUUAAUGUGGAUGACAACAGUUGUCAAGAUUCAAUGCAAACAUAUUCCUAUGGUCCGACGCAUCCUGCCAUCAACCCAUAUCCAGUUGGAGUACCACUAUAUGCAUUCGAUUCCGUCAACAUAGAUCCUAUGAUGACGCCUCAAGGGACUUGCUACGUACCGACUUACGUAGUGCAUCCUUACGCAACUCUCAUGACGCCAUCAUCAGCAACUGGGAUUGUAGCACAACCCCACAACCCGGAAAUGGUAAUGCAUGAAAAUUUACCAGCUAGUCCCGAAGAUACAGUCCCUGAAGGUCAAAGUGCCCAGUACGGCACGCUUUAUUCACCUAUGAUAUUUGGACAACCACAAACUCCUCAGGGUUAUGCCAUUUGGGGAUACUCGCGCCCACCACCACCCACAUACAGCGGCGUCAAUAGCAACAAUGAAGAUAAAAAUGAUUCUGGUAAUGUAACACAAUAGGUAGUUUGGUUCGAUAUAUUUUAAUACCGCAUUAAAAGGUUUUUAGAAAAUAUUCUUUCAAUAUCAUUAGAACAUUUAUUGUAGGUGUAAGUAAGAGUACAUGUGCAGGGUCAGCAUACAUUUUUAAUAUUUGUACUUAUUCAUAAAUAGUUUUCAAUUCAGUUUCCUGUAUAUCUAAAUUUCAAUUAUUUUAAAAUCCUUAGAGUAUAGAUGGUGAUGAAAGAGAAAAUAAAGUGAAUUAUAUUAUAUAGAAAA